AUGACGACAACAAAGUCAUUUCUCUCCCUCCCUAUUGAAAUUCAUCUCGAAGUCAUAGACUGUCUGGACUAUCCUGCUCGAUUUGCUCUGGCAUAUGCAAAUAAAUACUUUAAUCAGAUAGUCACUCGCCGGGUACCACCGCCGACUAACGAGGAGAAACUAGCAUACCUCUGUGCUACAGAGACAUGGCCAGUCUACCGCGACUAUCUAGCCUGCAAUCAAUGUCUCAAAUUUCGUCCUACCAACGCUUUCACCAACAAGCAACAUCAAGGGAAACGGAGCAGAGGCUACUCCGACAACAAACGUCGAUUCUGCAUUCGCUGCGGAGUCCACAAGCACAUAUACCAGCCCGGCCACGUAAUCCCCAUCGAUAAUGACAGCAAGUUCGUGAUUUGUUGGUGCUGUAAGUUCCCUGGAAGCGGUUCCUAUUGCUUGGUAUUUGGGAGCUGUGCAAAUUGUGGCCAGGUCAUGCCAGUCAUGCAUUAUAUCUGGGAUCAGAUAUAUCAGCCUUGCUUGCAUUCCUUCAACUGCUUCGGCUGCGGUCAAGAGGGAAGCGUAAGCCGUCUCCAUCGCCCGCUGCAAGGGCGACUAGACGAUAUACUACAUCAAUAUCGGGCCAUUUCAGUGUCCGUGUGGAAGCCAAAGGUUCAUUCUCCGAGUUGA
Messenger RNA from Talaromyces proteolyticus, 663 nucleotides. RefSeq lists its product as uncharacterized. The transcript is spliced from 2 exons. Bases 1 to 663 code for a protein of 220 amino acids. Lineage: Eukaryota; Fungi; Ascomycota; Eurotiomycetes; Eurotiales; Trichocomaceae. The record is from RefSeq and is a predicted model, not a curated record.